This is a messenger RNA of Penicillium brasilianum, 390 nucleotides long. NCBI's taxonomy places the organism in Eukaryota, Fungi, Ascomycota, Eurotiomycetes, Eurotiales, Aspergillaceae. The record is from the annotation of a GenBank genome assembly.
AUGGCUCCGGUUGACGCCUACCCUUCCGGUAUCACUUCCACACCACACGGCGACUUGAUUCUUGAUCCCCAGCUUCGAGGUCAGCUGUAUCACAAUGGGAUCACCUUGACCAAUUCCACCGUCGGCACAUUCCUCUUCGCGUACAAUUUCGCCUAUUCGACCACCUGCCGCGACCGUUGCAGACUGGCAUCCUGGCGGGAUGCGACUCGCCAAGUGCAUCAGAUAUGGGAGGAAGCUCUACGCAAGCAGAAAGACACCAUCUUGCCUCUACUUGUCCAUUCGUUACGGAAAAAUGCCCGUGCUGCCGACGUCGAGAUGAUAGGUCCUCUUCGAGAGCCACCAGCGGCACUUCGGAUCUGGCAAUACUUUGCUGCACGAGUCAGCAGAUGA